Messenger RNA from Trypanosoma cruzi, 506 nucleotides. RefSeq lists its product as uncharacterized. The transcript has a single exon. The annotation marks the transcript as partial. The record is from RefSeq and is a predicted model, not a curated record. Lineage: Eukaryota; Euglenozoa; Kinetoplastea; Trypanosomatida; Trypanosomatidae.
AUGGCUUGGUGGAAUCCCUUAACGAAGCAGAUGCUGCUGCGACUCUCAAAGCACCCAACGGUGCAUAGGUACGCACGUCAAGGAAUGAACUAUAUGAGGGAUCACCCUUCCGGCAGAAAAAUAUCCUCCGCGAUGUCAAACUCUUGGGUAGAAAUAAGGAGCCGCGUAGAGUCGUCUACUUCGGCUUUCCGCACCUUGGGCUUUGAUGGCAAUAAUAAGAACGGCGGGUACGCCAAACAAGUCUUUACCCUGUGGAAUGAAUAUAAAGGGCGUGUGUUUUCAUUUAUCGUUGUGAAUUUCAUGGGGAUUUUGUUUUUUUUUCAAUUUGGCUCCGCCCUGUGGCAAAUGUUCAAGCAGAUGGUGUCAACUCUUUUUACUGAACCGGAGAAGAAGCUCAAGAAAAAUGAGGGCUCUUCUCGUGCCAUCAAGGCCUACGUGGCCGGUGCCGAAGGUAUUGAGGAGAAAAAGAAAAAGGUCAUUUUUGCAACAGCAGCAACAGCAACGGG